This is a messenger RNA of Prunus armeniaca (apricot), 690 nucleotides long. NCBI's taxonomy places the organism in Eukaryota, Viridiplantae, Streptophyta, Magnoliopsida, Rosales, Rosaceae. The record is from the annotation of a GenBank genome assembly.
AUGCUGUGUAGGAUGGUGUUGGUGCCCAGGAAGAAGAAGAUUGGGAAAGUGCCGGUUUAUCUGAAUGUGUACGAUCUUACUCCGAUCAAUGGCUACGCGUAUUGGCUCGGCCUUGGGGUCUACCAUUCCGGUGUACAAGUACAUGGGGUUGAAUAUGCUUUUGGAGCGCAUGACCAUGCAACGACUGGGAUUUUUGAAGUGGAACCAAAACAAUGUCCUGGCUUUGUAUUCAGAAAAUCAAUUUUGAUCGGAAGAACAGAUUUAGGCCCCAAGGAGGUCCGUGCAUUUAUGGAGAAACUAGCAGAAGAGUACUCUGGAAACACAUACCAUCUGAUCACCAAGAACUGCAACCACUUCUGUAAUGAUGUGUGUACCAGAUUGACGGGGAAGCCUAUUCCUCGCUGGGUCAACCGUCUUGCUCGACUUGGUUUUUUCUGCAAUUGUGUUCUUCCAGCUGGUUUGAAUGAAACUAAAGUUCGGCAAGUAAAAUCAGAUGGGGUUUACAGUGGGGAUAAGAAGAAAUUGAGAAGCCUUUCAACUAAUUGUGCAUCCUCAAAUCCUCGGCCCUCUUCUUUACAACCCUCCAGUGGGGGUUCUGCAGGCAGAAGUAGUAGACAAAGACACUGUGUUCCUCCAUCUUCCACCUUGAUCCAUUCUUCAUCAACCUCGGCCUUGACUGUAAAGGUGUGA